Molecule: messenger RNA, 1720 nt
Organism: Cyprinus carpio (common carp)
Lineage: Eukaryota; Metazoa; Chordata; Actinopteri; Cypriniformes; Cyprinidae
Gene: ralyla
Product: RALY RNA binding protein like a
Cellular component (GO): nucleus
Molecular function (GO): RNA binding
Source: RefSeq, a predicted model, not a curated record
GAUGAAUGGAUGCAGUAUGGACAGGUGGAUGGAUGAUGAAGCGGGCAGCAUCCGCUGUCACAUGAUCCAUGAAGCUGAGAUCUGAGCGAUCCAGAAGCGCAGCUCUGCACUCGCUCUCCAUCUCAUCUGAUGCUCGGUCUCUGUGAUUGGACAUCCUGAGAAGGAUGACUGGGAAAACUCAAACCAGCAAUAUAACAAACAAGACAGAUCCUCGCUCACUGAAUUCCAGAGUGUUCAUUGGUAACCUCAACACUGCUGUGGUCAAGAAAACUGACAUUGAGCUCAUUUUUGCCAAGUAUGGGAAGAUCACCGGCUGCUCUGUGCACAAGGGCUUUGCUUUCGUCCAGUAUGCCUGCGAGAGGAACGCUCGAUCGGCUGUGGCUGGUGAGAACACCAGGAUGCUGGCUGGACAGACUUUAGACAUUAACAUGGCUGGAGAACCACGUCCUUACAGGCCAAAAGUGGGAUCCAAGCGACCUUUCUCCUUAUACAGUGGCUAUGAAUUUGAUUAUGAUUUCUACAGGGACGAUUUCUAUACCAGAAUUUUUGACAUCCAUGGAAGAUUAGCACCCUCCCCUCGGGCUAUGAUACCUAUCAAGCAUUCCCGUUUGGUUGCACUCUCAACACGCAGGACAAAAAACUCAUUCCAGCCAAAGAUGUCCACCUGCUCUUCUUAUCUAAGAACGCUGUCUUCAGGUUCCUUAUGCUCUAUGGUGAAAUCCGAUCAGCUCCUGACAAUCAAAAAAGAACUGUCCCAGAUAAAGAUUAAGAUCGACUCCUUACUGGGAAGGCUAGAGAAGAUUGAACAGAAGCAGUUAGCAGAAGCAGACACCCACAGGAAGCACGAGAAGGCCUAUCAAUCUCUCUAUAGUGAGACAGAAGAGGAUGUGGAUCAGGAACAUCACGAAGCGGGGUCUUGGGAAGUGACUAAUGAAGGUGAUGAUGGAUAUAAUGACAGGGCUAACAGUGAACUGAUAGAAAACCACAUAUCUGAUGUAGACAACUGAGCAAGGACUUUAGUGAGAUGAUGUCACUAUUUGAGAUUUGAGACUCCCUGCUGUCCAUGACUGGGACCAGCACACCUAUCAAGUUUACUAUUUUUGGAAGAUAUCCAGAUCGAAACUGUUUACCCUUUCAUGUCUAUUUAUUUAUUUAUUUAUUUAUAUGCAUUUUUCAUUAAUUCAGCUGGUCAUACAUGCACAUACGUGAGUAUGUAUAGUCAGACAAAAUGAAUGGAUGAAAAUCGUAACUUAAUAUGUAUAAUAAUUAGUGUGUUUUAUCUAGCAAAUGUGAUCAAUUUCAGUGUCAACUGUCAUAAAGGUUUACAAAUAAAUGAAAAAAAAAUUAAUUGUAUUUGCAUUUGAUUUUUUUUUUUUUUUUUUUUGGACAUUAUAAUUAUGUACGGAUUUAAAUAAAGUUUAUUGAAUGCACAUUUAUGUACAUUUAAACUAUAAUAAAAUUAUUUAUGUCUCGCUCAUUAUUAGGAAUAUAAGCUAUGUUUACAUCUCUAUUUCUUUUUUUAUUCUUAUUGUUGUUUAUAAUAACUUAUCUGAAAAGUGUGGUAAAAAUAUUUUUGUGUGUUUAAUAUUGUGUGACGCAUUUGUGAAAUAAAAUCGGCCAGACAUCAAUUGUAGCAAGUUUUUAAUUUUUGGGUAUUUAAUGUUGAUUGUAGCUGUGCAUUAAUGUAAGCUAACUGAAAGUUUUAAGAGACAGAUGGUUU